CAAUACUAUCCUUUCCCGGAAUCGAGUUCCCCCAUUAGACCAUCACCAUUGACGUAUUAAUAUUCUAGGAGUGGGAGUGUGUCUUGUUUGAUUCAUUCGAAGGAGUUGUCAUCAGCGUUUCUUCGUUCUUGGGGAGUGAACCGACCCGACCGACCCGACCCCGAUUUGUUCGAUUCUUUGCGCAGAUCAUUCCUUAACAAGGAGCAAAAAAAGGAAAAUUAAAAGAUGGACGUUUCAAUGGACACAAGUCCGUCCGCCCUUUCUCCCCUCUCACAAUCACAGCCGCAGCCGCAAUCAACAACAGCAUCCUAUCCUACAACUCCGACCGCCUCCAGGAAACGCUCCAUUCAGGACAUCGAUGCACAGACUACGGUCCACACCGACACCAUCAAGUCCCCGACAUACACCGACAAGGAGAAUCAAGAGAAUGCCGAUCCCUUGAUAAAGAGCUCUACACGUGUAUCUCCCGCAAUGGAGAUGAGCCACGUUGUGAUUCGAAGUGGGGACCUGUCGGUGGGCUCGAAGACCGGUGAUGAGGCUCCGGUACAGAAUACGAAAGAGGCUACGCUUGGGGAAUCGGUUGUGAAUACGAUUCCCAGUUCGGAAUCGACGAUCGCUGUUUCAAUGUCUAAUUCAUCUAGGGGGGAUGCCCCUUUCACUAAGAAGAGGAAGCUGUCUUCUGCGAGUAAGGAGGCUAAGCAGCAAGAGAAGGAAGCUAGGCUGCAGGAAAAAGAGGCCAAGUUGCAGGAGAAGGAGGCAAAGGAGCGCCAGAAAUUAGAAGAAAAGGCGAAGAAGGAAGAAGAGAAACGGGUGAAAGAAGAGGAAAAGAAGAAACGAGAGGCCGACCGCGAGGAGGAACGUAGGCGGAAGGAAGACAAAAGACGAGCUAAGGAAGAAGAAAGAGCUGCCAAGGAGGAAGAGAAACGGAAGAAGGAAGUAGCCAAAGAGGAAGAGAGGCGGAAAAAGGAGGAGGAGAAACUGAAGAAGGAUAGGGCACAACCAAAAUUGAAUGCCUUCUUCGCAAAACCUAAGCCGUCUGCACCGUCAUCGGUCUCGGCGAUUACUGGGUCGCCCAAAAAGUCAGGAGGCGAUGGCACCGCAAACGAAUCUUCCUACGAGGCUGGCCCGUCGGAUUAUCAACGAGCAUUUCCCGAGUUUUUCCUGCAGUCUCACACGAAAGUAGCCCCGCCGCAUAGGUUCGAACGCGAUUCGGAGGCUCUUCGACUAAUGAGGGAGAAGGUUGAUGCGUGCUUGAAGUCGCCCAAUAGUUCGGAGGAAUCUCUUGCGUUCCGGCCUUCAGAUAUUUUCAGCAUGAUGCCAUACAAGCGACGGCGAGGAAGGCUUCCUGCUUCUGUUAGGGAGAUCCUUCUACAGAUGCAGACCCUGAGCGAUCAAGCAGGAAGCUCUGAGGCUGUGCAACGGCAACAAGGCCUUUUAAAGAAAAUCCGAAUGAAAUCACUCAAGUUUGGCGAAGAUGUCCGGCCACCAUAUCAGGGAACAUACUCUAAAUCCCUGCCUGAGUCCUCUGCCUAUAAGAUGAUGCGAAACCCAUUCUACCGCGGCUUACCCGAGACAAAUUACGAUUACGACUCAGAGGUUGAAUGGGAUGAACCGGAAGAAGGCGAGGAACUCGACUCGGAGGAAGAGGAAGAGAUGAGCGAAGACGGUGAUGAUGACAUGGAUGGCUUCUUGGAUGAUGAGGACGACCAAUUGGUCGACGGGAAGAGGCGGCUUAUUGUCGGCGAUCUAGAACCCGUCUGCACAGGCAUUCAAUGGCACGAUGGGAGGGGGGAUCCAAAACUUAAAGCGUAUAAGAUCGAGACCAUAUCGGAUACGGUGUCAUUGCCUAUUGACCCAUUCUCAACGGCAUAUUGGCAAAAGCCAAAGACAUCGGAGCCAGCUCAAACCAGUGGUGCAGGACGGUCGACGCUUCACUCUUUCCUCAGCAACCCAUCUUCGGGGAGUGCGUCAACGCAGGACGGCAGCGCAUUGCCCCUGUUGGGAUCCGGGAAAGCCAAGCGAACCUUCCCGGCGGAACAGCUGACGGAGUUCAAGCAAGUUGUGGAUGGAAGCGAUCUGUCGAAGUUGGGGUUGAUUGAAAUCCUGAAGAAACGGUUCCCGAAAGUUUCUAAGGAUGUCUUGAAAGACACGUUGAACAGCGUGGCGAUUCGGGUGGGACAGAAAGAGGCUGAGAAGAAAUGGGUCUGCAAAUAGUGAUGGUAUUGGAGGAGACAUGACAGCAAGCGUUCGAUGUUCCGAACAACGCAUGGCUGGAGUUCUGGUGUCAGGUCGACUCUUGGAUCGUGUCGGGAGAAGUCUACCCUUGAAGGAAAUGUAUUGGUUGCAAAUGUUUCUCGUCUUCAAGUGUAAUUGGAAUCGCAUGGACAUUUGCAGCCACUUAUUCUUUUGCAAUUGAUGUGUCAUGACUACGAUUGCUUUGCGGGCUAGUGGGAUUGUGACUGGAUGUUGAUAUUGUAUAUUGAUAAACUGCUUACUAUAGG
This is a messenger RNA of Aspergillus alliaceus, 2501 nucleotides long. RefSeq names its product putative chromatin assembly factor 1 subunit A. The coding region runs from base 226 to 2214 and encodes 662 amino acids. The record is from RefSeq and is a predicted model, not a curated record. Gene Ontology annotation, cellular component: CAF-1 complex; nucleus. Gene Ontology annotation, biological process: nucleosome assembly. The transcript has 4 exons. NCBI's taxonomy places the organism in Eukaryota, Fungi, Ascomycota, Eurotiomycetes, Eurotiales, Aspergillaceae.